Molecule: messenger RNA, 2218 nt
Organism: Cynara cardunculus var. scolymus (artichoke)
Lineage: Eukaryota; Viridiplantae; Streptophyta; Magnoliopsida; Asterales; Asteraceae
Product: dammarenediol II synthase-like
Exons: 13
Coding region: 34-2076 (680 amino acids)
Biological process (GO): triterpenoid biosynthetic process
Cellular component (GO): lipid droplet
Molecular function (GO): beta-amyrin synthase activity
Source: RefSeq, a predicted model, not a curated record
UUGAUCAAAGAGAACGGAAUUGAUUUAUUGAGCAUGCCGCCGGUGAGGUUGGAAGAGGACGAGGAAGUGAAUUAUGAAGCAGUGACGACGGCAGUGAAGAAAGCCCUUCGAUUGAACCGUGCCAUCCAAGCAAAGGAUGGACAUUGGCCUGCCGAAAAUGCAGGCCCUAUGUUUUUCACUCCUCCACUUCUUAUUGCAAUGUACAUAAGCGGAGCUAUCGAUACACAUUUAACCAAAGAACAUAAGACGGAAAUGAUACGUUAUAUCUACAACCAUCAAAAUGAAGAUGGAGGGUGGGGAUUUUAUAUUGAGGGGCAUAGCACCAUGAUCGGGUCCGCACUGAGCUAUGUAGCCCUACGGUUGCUAGGAGAAGGACCCGAUGAUGGAAAUGGUGCAGUGGACCGAGCUAGGAAUUGGAUACUUGACCAUGGGGGUGCGGCCUCGAUUCCAUCUUGGGGAAAAACUUAUUUAUCGGUGCUCGGGGUAUACGAAUGGGAAGGAUGCAAUCCACUUCCACCGGAAUUUUGGCUUUUCCCUGAAGCUUUACCAUAUCAUCCUGCGAAGAUGUGGUGUUAUUGUCGGACAACGUAUAUGCCCAUGUCAUACUUGUACGGGAGAAAAUUUCAUGGUCCCAUCACUGAUCUUGUUCUGCAACUUCGACAAGAAAUUCAUCCUAUCCCAUAUGACGAGAUAAAUUGGAAUAAACAGCGCCACAACUGUUGCACGGAAGAUCUCUAUUACCCUCAUUCAACAGUCCAAGAUCUGUUGUGGGAUGGUCUUCACUACCUGAGUGAGCCCAUCCUUAAGUAUUGGCCUUUCACCAAGCUAAGAGAAAGAGGUCUCAAAAGAGCGGUUGAACUAAUGCGCUAUGGAGCUGAAGAGAGCAGAUACAUUACCAUUGGAUGUGUUGAAAAGAGCUUGCAAAUGAUGUGUUGGUGGGCAGAGAACCCAAAUGGGAAAGAAUUUAAGCAUCACCUUGCUAGAGUCCCUGAUUACUUGUGGUUAGCAGAAGAUGGGAUGAAGAUGCAGAGUUUUGGGAGCCAAUUAUGGGAUUGCACACUUGCAACUCAGGCAAUAAUCGCUAGUGAUAUGGUCGAAGAGUAUGGGGAUUCGCUUAAAAAAGCCCAUUUUCACAUCAAAGAAUCUCAGGUCAAACAAAAUCCUGCUGGAGAUUUUACUAAAAUGUGUCGGCAGUUUACUAAAGGGUCGUGGACUUUCUCCGACCAAGAUCAAGGUUGGGUUGUCUCAGAUUGUACAGCUGAAGCACUCAAGUGUCUCCUGUUACUAUCCCAAAUGCCAGAGGAAAUUUCAGGAGAAAAAGCUGAUGAUGAGCGAUUAUAUGAGGCUGUUAAUGUCCUUCUUUACUUACAGAGUCCUAUAAGUGGAGGUUUUGCUAUUUGGGAGCCACCCGUCCCACAACCAUAUUUAGAGAUGUUGAAUCCUUCAGAAAUCUUUGCAGACAUUGUUGUCGAAAAAGAGCAUGUUGAGUGCACAGCAUCAAUUAUCCAAGCCCUUCUAGCCUUCAAACGCUUGCACCCUGGGCACAGGGAGAAAGAAAUAGAAAUUUCUGUGGCAAAAGCAGUUCGUUUUCUAGAGGGAAGGCAACGUCAUGAUGGUUCAUGGUAUGGUUAUUGGGGAAUAUGCUUCCUAUAUGGCACAUUCUUCACGCUAGGAGGCUUAGUUUCUGCUGGAAAAACAUAUAACAACAGUGAAGCAGUUGCUAAAGCCGUCAACUUUUUCCUUUCAACACAAAAUGAAGAGGGUGGCUGGGGAGAGAGCAUCAGGUCUUGCCCGAGUGAGGUAUACACACCGUUGGAUGGAAAUCGGACGAAUCUAGUUCAAACAUCAUGGGCUAUGCUUGGUCUUAUGUUAGGUGGACAGGCCGAAAGAGAUCCAACACCUUUGCAUAAAGCAGCAAAGAUAUUGAUUAAUGCACAGAUGGAUAACGGAGAUUUUCCUCAACAGGAGAUCACCGGAGUUUACAUGAAGAAUUGCAUGCUACAUUAUGCAGAAUAUAGGAACAUCUUCCCUCUUUGGGCACUUGGGGAAUAUCGCAAACGAGUUUGGGUCAAAUAAAUCCAUAAACUGAAGUGUCAGAUGAAGUAAAAAAAAUAAAAAAAAUAUGUGCAGAUAAUAAGCUAGCAUCUACGUCCUGUAUAUUAAAAUUGUGUGUAUUUGUUAUUAUUUUAUGUUACUGUAACCAAAAUAAUGCUUAGUA